Vitis vinifera (wine grape) is the source of this 1699-nucleotide messenger RNA. RefSeq lists its product as uncharacterized. The transcript has 7 exons. The coding region runs from base 254 to 1018 and encodes 254 amino acids. Lineage: Eukaryota; Viridiplantae; Streptophyta; Magnoliopsida; Vitales; Vitaceae. The record is from RefSeq and is a predicted model, not a curated record.
AAGAUGAUUCUGUUGAGAAUAUUGUGAACCUGAUGAGUUGUAGACUUUAGAAUUGUACAUUCGAGACUCUUCCUCAAGCCACGUAUGGUUGAAAAUCUCUGGUUAGAGAAGUUGCUUUCCACUCUCUGACUAUGCAGCCAAAAAAAAAUCCACUUGGGUUUAUCCAAUUUGGAGUUGAAGCUCAUGAAUAAUCCUUCGUAAAGAAACCCAAAAGAAAAGUCUGUGCUUUGAUUCUGAAGUUUCCAUCCUUGCCAUGUCAACAGGUUUACAAAUUUGCAUCAAUUUCUCCGCCUUCAGCAGCUUGUGUAAUGAUUCGUGCAAGAAGCAAAGCUAUUCUGGGUUGAAGCUGCCACAACCCAUCAAAUUUUACUGUCUUUCAAGGACAAAUAAUGGUGCCUUUCAUCAAAAUGAGUUCAAAUUGAGGAGUGGUGGGAAGAGAUGGUCUUUCUUGCGAGGGAGCGGGGGUGGAGCUGGGGUUUUUUUGAGGGAUGAGAGGUGGAGGAGGAAGAGAAGAGUGGUUGUGGUUGGGUUUAAUCAGGGUUUUGGGUUUAAUGGUGGUGGCGGUGGUGGUGGGAAAGAUGAUGGUGGCACUGCUAGGAUUUUGGGCAAUCUUGCUCUGGCAAUUGGGUUGACGUAUCUUUCAGUGACUGGGCAGCUUGGUUGGGUUUUGGAUGCUAUUGUUUCCAUUUGGCUCAUCGCUGUGCUUUUACCAAUCGUGGGCUUAGGAGCUUUUCUAUGGUGGGCAGGAAGGGAUAUAGUUCAAAGCACUUGUCCAAACUGUGGAAAUGAAUUUCAGAUUUUUAAGUCUCUUAUGAACAACGAUUUGCAGUUGUGCCCCUACUGUAGUCAACCAUUCUCAGUGGAGGAUAAUAAGUUUAUAAAGGAACCUGUGAAAUUCUCCAACCAAGCUACAACAUUCGAGCAAGCAUUCAGUGACUUCUUUCCUGGCUCUAAGAAAGGAAAGGAAUCUUCCACAGCUGUAGUUGAUGUUGAAGCAGAAAUAAGGGAUGCAGAAUGAUUCCUUGCAGCCAUACAACUCCUGGGCCUCUGCCAACUUUUAUCAUUGUCGCCAACCAGUUUAUGAUACCAGUCUUUGAUUCAAUAAUUGAGCUUAUUGAUUUUGUCAACUUGUUGUAUAGAACUAGUUAUAGAACCCCAGUGAAUGAUUACCAAUUUCUUAAUGCAAUUUAAAUCCUAUUUUUGGGUUACAACUCUGUUCCUUGAGUUAUUCACAGAUGGUAAUAACUUGGGAGUUCAGGAGUUACAAUAGGAGAAAAUUGUUGAAUUAUUAGUAGAUAAAUUCAUAUCAUGUACAAAAUUCAAGGAUCUUUUCAGUUUCUGGCCAGACUGCCCGAUAUUUAUAAGGCAUUAUAUCUCUCCAGGUGCUGCCCUUGCAUGUUAGUUGUUACAUCAGGUAUAUUGUUGUUGGAACAGAAUAAAGAUGGCCAGAUUCAUGCCGCCGAGAAAUGCAGCAGUCUCAGUGAAGAAAUUUUUGACCAAGAUGAUGUCUUUCUGCCAUACCUUUUGUACAUUAGUUUUUGGUACACAGACUCCAUGAUCUUUUCCCUAUGGUAUUGUGUAUUUUUUGAACUUGUAGGCCACAUAAAAAAAAAUUGACCACAUCACCUAGGGCUUUGUAAUAAUUUGCUCCAGCAGCUUGAUGAAUUUCAAUGCUUAAGAAUGUCUCUUUUUAUCUUUA